This is a messenger RNA of Alternaria alternata, 1455 nucleotides long. Its product is annotated as cytochrome P450. Bases 1 to 1455 code for a protein of 484 amino acids. Gene Ontology annotation, molecular function: monooxygenase activity; iron ion binding; heme binding. The record is from RefSeq and is a predicted model, not a curated record. NCBI's taxonomy places the organism in Eukaryota, Fungi, Ascomycota, Dothideomycetes, Pleosporales, Pleosporaceae. The transcript has 9 exons.
AUGUCGUCGCAACACUCGAACAAUCCUUUGAUCUCCUCAUUCUGCUACCAAGGGCAUACAAUAUCGGCGCAAUCUAUACCUCCUUUUUCAGUUUUCUCUAGAACCCUCAUAGUGCUCUUGCCUUUCAUCACCUGGUUUCUUUACAGUGGAUUAACCAAUCGACUUACUGACCUGCCUGGUCCCAGAAUCAGCCGAUGGACAAAUUUACGGUUAAAGCAUGCAACACUGCGAGGAUACAGGGGCCAAUAUAUCCAAGCACUUCACGAACGUUACGGUCCCAUCGUCCGCAUAUCUCCCUAUGAAGUCUCGGUAGCCGAUAUAGCCGCUGCCAAAUCCAUUUACAGGGUUGGUAGCCCAUUCAUGAAAUCCUCAUGGUACAGUUUCUUCACCGGGGAGACCAAGGAACCAAAUCUGUUCACGGUAACGGAUCCACACAUCCACGCAAACUUUCGCAGAUUAGUGGCGUACAACUUCUCUGAGAAAUGGAUUAAAAAUUUGGAGCCAUACAUCGCCAAGACUGUAAGACUAGCUAUCGAGAGGAUAGCCGGAGAUAUAAAGGAACACGGGCACAGCGAUAUUUACAAGUGGUUCACGUUCAUGGCAACUGAUGUUGUUGGACAGUCGUCUUUUGGGGAGUCUUUCCGGAUGCUUGAGACUGGAAUUAAAACCCAGUACGUCAAGGACCUUGAGGAGGUCCCUGUGAGAGGCAUGCUUAGGGCAGAAUUCCCCCUCCUGAUGAACAUACUGUAUUAUCUCCCAUUUGGGUCGAAAGAAGUUCAGCGCUCAAGGGAGCGAAUCGCUGAUUACUCGAAAGAAUCCAUCAUGAGAUAUUGGAAUCUUCUGAAAACCGGAGAGGAAAAUGUCAAGCCUACACUCCUAACGAAAGCGUACGAUGCCGUUGAAGAUGGAAGCAUGACUACUACUUGCCAUCCAGAGAUCGAAGCAGCUGUGAUUCAAGAAGUCGCAGCCCUUCCGGACGGCUUCACAGAUGACAAUUUGCGCAAGUGCAAGUUACUCAACAACGUGCUUACCGAAACGCUCCGCAUAAGGCCCCCUAUUGGCCAAAGUCUUCCUCGUGUUGUUCCCGAAGGGGGAGCUGAACUAUGCGGACAUCACGUCCCGGCAGGCGCUAUCGUUGGAGUACAAGCGUGGUCGAUGCACCGUAACCCGACAGUAUUCAAGGAUCCGGAAAGGUUCAUUCCUGCAAGAUGGGACAAUCCUUCAACAGAUAUGCUGCAAAGCUUCUACACGUUCGGUGGAGGUAGUCGAGCCUGCAUCGGGGCACACUUUGCUCAGCUUGAACUUCGCCAUGCUCUUGCAAACUUUUACCGUACCUUUACGAAAGGCGUUACAGCGUCGAGUGCUAGGUCGUUCAGCAAGGCAGAGAUGGAGGUCGACACAUACUUCAUGACUUUGCCAAAAGGCAAGCGAUGUGUCAUCGAACCAAAAGAAUAG